AUGAAGCUCCUGGGGGUUGCCUUCUUUUUCCUAGCUGUACUCUGUGUUUGCACUGUGGGAGAAGGUGGUAUUUCAGCCAGUACUGUCAAAGCAAUUGUUCCUGUAUCAACUUCAAAAUCUGUAACAGAAGCUGUGAAUGGAUCAGCUUCACAAGCAACAACAGCGCAAGUGCCACUGAUGGCAGCAACUGCAAUCAGAGCUACAAAUGAAUCCAUCACAAGCAACUCCACGUCUUCACCUAGUGCUACAGAACAAACAACACAAGGUACAGCAAUGCAACCACCAGUAAAAGCGACCACUCCAGCAACAAAUAAAACUGACAGCACAACAAACACUACACAAGCAAGUGGAACACAAUUGGCACACAAUGAGAGUUUGGAUGCUUUAUCUACCAAGGCAUGGUCUUUUUCUUCUACAACCUGUCUACAAAAAAAGACUACUUCUCCCGGAACCUCAGGCCUUCACGUGAGCUCCCAAACAGAAUCAACAAGUUUUGGCAGUCACGGAAGCAGUUCUGGAAACAAGAAAGUGCCCGGGCAUGAUAUCCAUUAUUCUAGCAUUAUCUUGCCAAUUGUCAUCACCUUGAUAGUCAUUACCCUGUCUGUCUUCUCGCUGGUGGCUUUGUACAAAAUGUGCCAAAAGAAAACUCCAGAGAGACAAGAGAACGGCACUGAACAGGCCCAGUCAGAUAAAGAAGGGGUCAAACUUCUUUCUGUGAAGACAACUUCUCCUGAGACUGAUGCAUAA
Molecule: messenger RNA, 747 nt
Organism: Leptosomus discolor (cuckoo roller)
Lineage: Eukaryota; Metazoa; Chordata; Aves; Leptosomiformes; Leptosomidae
Source: RefSeq, a predicted model, not a curated record